Molecule: messenger RNA, 414 nt
Organism: Necator americanus (New World hookworm)
Lineage: Eukaryota; Metazoa; Nematoda; Chromadorea; Rhabditida; Ancylostomatidae
Exons: 5
Coding region: 1-414 (137 amino acids)
Biological process (GO): translation
Cellular component (GO): ribosome
Molecular function (GO): structural constituent of ribosome
Source: RefSeq, a predicted model, not a curated record
AUGAUUAGGCGUCAAAUUAAUCGAAAUCAGAAUAACAACACGAAAUCAGAAUACUUGUUUUCUUCCAAUACCAGCCAGAUGGUCCGUAGGUGGCGUGGUACCUUAACUCAACCUUUCGCCGUAAAGUUGUUUAAAGGCAUCUGGAAUGCUCAUCCGCGAUUUGCUACUAGGACUGUAAUGGUGAAGAACAAUGAUGUGGACUCCGCUUUUAGUCUUCUAAAUAGGUUACUGGAUGCUGAAGGAUUGUUGAAGAUCGUCCGUCGAACGCAGUUCUACCAAAAGCCAUACAUGCAACGCAAACAACUUUCUAUUGAAGCAUCAACAGCCAUAUUUAAUGAGGACAUGAAUAGAAAAAUGCACUUUCUAAUGAGAAAGAAUCGUCCUGAUGCGUAUCCUGGUCAAAUCACAACCUAA